AUGUCCCUGAAGCUCGUAAUCGUGGCCGUUCAUCUGCUAUUGCUUCUCGUAGUGGACUUCUCGUCUGGGAACUUCUGCGAUCAGGGUCCCCCGGGACGCUACUGUUACAAGGACCUUACCGGCUGGUAUGAUUGCAAAAUUGAUGCUAAGACCCAAAAGAUGACAGAGACGAAACACAAUUGUCCACCCAACAAAAGGUGAGGAGAUUUCAGAUUUGGGGGGGAGUAACCCUUUGACCCUUAAGGGUGACACUCACAUCUAAUUUUUCCCGCCUUCAAUAUCACUCGUGAAUCACACAUUGAAGAAAAUGAUCACCAACUAAAGAAGCUGUUGAUUGCUUAACAAAUUCUCCUUAUCGGCAACUUAGUAAACGUAUAGAGAACAGUAUGGAGAAUGUUCAUACUGAUUUUAGGCUGAAAACCAUUUUUUUACACAAAUAACUCACAAUUAUUUUAUUGUGUGAUUCCAUCUAGGUGUCAGUGUUUCUACGGUCCUAGCUGUUCAUCGAACAUAACAGAUCCUUGCGCAACAUAUCAACUUCCCCCUCCCCUGCCAAAGGUGUUUUCCACGUUUUACACCACAACAGUCACAAAUUGUAAGAACAAAGCUUGCACUACUGUGACGAACAUCGGCGAAAUGCUGCAGAACGCCACCGCUGGAGAGCAGCGAAUAGAUGAAAUUGGAAUAAGCUGGACCACGCGGUUUAUUUUUCCUUUCCAAUACAUCGAAAACGACGACUAUAUCCAGGUACACACUCUGGUUGUUAAAUUCAAAUCUAGGAAAGCCUGUACUCUUUAACUUUGGCAAUUAAUAUGGAGUUUUUUUUAAGCCCGUGCUUUUAUCCAAUGAACGAAGCGCCCACUAAUUUGCACCGGAUGACACAAUCUGGUCUUUGGUGGACAAGCUUUCUUUUUCAAGCGCAGGUGGUAGCUUUUUCAUGCGCGAGAUUGUCAUGUUUUUUUUGACACACACGAUCACAGCUAUACUUCCUCUAAGGCACCAAGAAAAGUUCAGAGAGGGAAUAAAUGUCACCCAAAAGUCACUUAUUGUUAGAAAUAGCAACGAAGUGAACGCGUUCAAGGAGUAUGUUUCUGAUAAGUUUCAUUUUGCGAAUGCAUUCUUUUUCCCCUCCCUGCAAUCUAAGAACUCUCAACACUGUCAAUAUUUUUUUCCUGAUCAUUUUACAUAUUUUAGUUCGACACAGCUUGGUUUAAGAAGAGCUGCAUCCUUAAAACCCGCUCCAUUUUCCCGCGCUUUGGAGUUCCAAAUUAUUUCACCUGUGAUCUGUCGGAGAAGUUCAUUGAAAAGUACAACGCUACAUUGAAAAUGUGUUCCUGGGAGUCUGGGGGCCGCAGUAAGACCGAGAUGGUUUCCUUAGAGAGAUGGUUCCUGGAGAGCCUCCCUGAUGGUCGAUACAAGCCGUAUAUGUACCAGUCCAUAUCACGGCCGACUCCCAGCAGCAAUAACACUGAAUACACUGAUACCAUGUACUACUCGUUUUUCACGGAUUUCUUGGAUCCAAGCCAGCUGACGAUGCCUACGUUCUGCGCUCAGGGGGUCGCGGCUUUCUACAAAACCGAGGUUUAA
Molecule: messenger RNA, 1587 nt
Organism: Pocillopora meandrina
Lineage: Eukaryota; Metazoa; Cnidaria; Anthozoa; Scleractinia; Pocilloporidae
Source: the annotation of a GenBank genome assembly